CCGGAGAUAACUUGCAGACGUAAAAACAUGGAAUAAUAUUCGCAGUUAACUUGACUUUUCUUGUGUAAUUGUGUAAGUAAAUCUAGUUGCUAGACGAGAUGGCUUCUACAUCCGAGUCGGACAAACCAUCAGUUUCUAAUGUGGAAGAAAACAGAAGUCGUCUCUGCGACGAGUUUGCUGAAAUCACUGGAACUGAUAGCGCCGUGGCUCAGUGCUACCUGGCUGAAAAUGAAUGGGAGAUGGAGAGAGCUUUGAAUUCAUUCUUUGAGGCAGACCUGGAGAAAGUAUUUGAAGUAGAAGAAUUUCCAUGGGGUGAUGCCAGCCCUAAAGCCAAGAGGCAGAAAGCUGAUGAGAAACAAGCAGUAGACUGCAUAGAUUUGACUGAAGACAGCCCUGCCUCCACAUGCAAACCCUCAGAGGAAGACGACGGUAAACUGUCACUGAUCUCCUGGAACGUGGAUGGACUUGAUACCGACAACCUUGCAGAGCGUGCCAGAGGCCUUUGCUCCUACUUAGUCUUAUAUACUCCUGACGUGGUGUUCCUGCAGGAGCUCAUUCCACCUUAUGUCCAGUACUUGAAGAAACGGGCUGUCAGCUAUCUAAUCAUUGAAGGCGGUGAUGAUGGUUAUUUCACUGGGAUAAUGCUGAAGAGGUCACGAGUCAAACUUUUGGAGAGUGAGACAGUAACUUACCCCACCACGCAGAUGAUGAGGAAUCUUCUUGUAGCUCAGGUGGAUUUCAAAGGCCAGAGGAUUUGUCUGAUGACAUCCCACUUAGAGAGCUGUAAGGGCCACGCAGGGGAGAGGAUGAAGCAGCUGCGAGUGGUGAUGCAGAGGAUGAAAGAGGCGCCUGACAAUGUCACCGUCCUGUUUGGAGGAGACACAAACCUGAGGGACACUGAGGUGGCCAAGGUGGGCUUGCCUUCCAGUGUCUGUGAUGUCUGGGAGCAACUUGGCAAGCAGGAGCACUGCCGCUACACAUGGGACACCAAAACCAACAACAACAAGACUGUUCCCUAUGUCAGUCGCUGUCGCUUUGACCGGGUGUACCUCCGCCCAGCAACCAUGGAAGAAGUCCCACGUCUUGUCCCUGACCACAUGGCCCUGGUGGGGCUGGAGAAGCUGGACUGUGGACGCUACACUAGUGAUCACUGGGGAAUCUACUGUAGCUUCUCUGCCAGGUAGAGAUACACAGCCGAGCCGGAAGAUGCAAGUCAAAGCUUUUGUUUUAGAUCAGCUGGUCUAGCUUGAGUGUUUUACAGUGCCAGUGCAGACUUGGCUACCAUUGCCACUGGGUUCAGACCAUAGAAACACUUUCUCCUUGAAAGGAGAUUGCUCUCACCUCAGCUGAGAUUGGUUGCCUGUAAAUUUUAUGUCUCAAUUUGAUUGAUUUUAUCUUCUAAUGUGUGUUCUAAUGAGUCUCUGUGCAUUUUUUCCCUUUACUUAAUAUUCACAGAUAAAUGUAAAAACCACCAAUAAAUGUUGAAAUGUAAAAGUUGUUGCAGUGAAAUUCAUUUUUAUAGUAGGGUUUGAAAGUUCAGUUUAGACCUGACCUGCCCUGAGUUGGAGCCAAUUGAUGUUUGAAUUUCCAUUUUAAGGAUGGAAGUGGUGAGAUAACUGUUGUUUCCAGAUAGUCUGUAUUUCAAAAUAGAGUCAGUAGCAGGAGGCUUUUGUUGCAUAAUAGGGAUGAAAAUGAUCAAUUUUAAUAACUAUACUAUAUCGUACUCUUUUACAUUCUGCUCUAUAGAAUGAAAAACUCCAUGUGGACAGCACUGUUUUGGUGAACAUGAAUGUAAUAUUGAUAUGUGGCCACUAGAGGGCAGUACAGAGUCGAAAUCUCUCUCUCUAUAUACAUACAGUAUGUGCAGGUAUACAGCUCAAACAGGAGAGUAAACUGACUGAAUUUGUUCAUCUAUUUGCAACCAGCUUAACCCCUUAAGACUCCUGCAAAAUUUGCCAAAAAUGCCUGUCAAAAACAUACCCAAAUUAAUAGCUGUUCUUGAGCCCUUAGGAGUACAUUCAAAAGUUUGGUCUCUUUGUGAAGGUAACACU
This is a messenger RNA of Toxotes jaculatrix (banded archerfish), 2051 nucleotides long. RefSeq names its product tyrosyl-DNA phosphodiesterase 2b (gene tdp2b). Gene Ontology annotation, biological process: double-strand break repair. Gene Ontology annotation, cellular component: PML body; cytoplasm. Bases 99 to 1184 code for a protein of 361 amino acids. Gene Ontology annotation, molecular function: 5'-tyrosyl-DNA phosphodiesterase activity; protein binding; single-stranded DNA binding. NCBI's taxonomy places the organism in Eukaryota, Metazoa, Chordata, Actinopteri, Toxotidae. The record is from RefSeq and is a predicted model, not a curated record. The transcript has 7 exons.